AUGAAGCAGAGAAGGAAGAUGCUGAUGGAAGGAUCAAUGCAUGAGAAGUUUGCUUCUGGAUGCACGAAUGGAGAUGAAACAAGAAAAGCAUAUAAGCAUAAGGUUCUGAAGUCAUCUGAUGAGUCAAACAUUCACAUCGCUGUAGGGGAUGGAAAUGAGGGACAGGAUUGUUGUUUGCUUCAUGAUGAUAGCAUCAGAAGUGAAGAAACUAUGAAAUCCAAUGAGCAGUACUCUGAAAAGGGAAACAAUGAUUUUGGUGAAGGUGAUGUUGAUAACAAUGACAAGACUGAUAAGAGAUUUCAAGAGCUGAAUGUGCUAGCAUUGUCGAUAGAGGAGCGUAUUCUUAAGGCAUAA
This is a messenger RNA of Arabidopsis thaliana (thale cress), 354 nucleotides long. RefSeq names its product plant mobile domain protein. NCBI's taxonomy places the organism in Eukaryota, Viridiplantae, Streptophyta, Magnoliopsida, Brassicales, Brassicaceae. The record is from RefSeq and is marked reviewed. The coding region runs from base 1 to 354 and encodes 117 amino acids. The transcript is spliced from 2 exons.